Messenger RNA from Blastomyces gilchristii SLH14081, 386 nucleotides. RefSeq lists its product as uncharacterized. The record is from RefSeq and is a predicted model, not a curated record. The transcript has 4 exons. The annotation marks the transcript as partial. NCBI's taxonomy places the organism in Eukaryota, Fungi, Ascomycota, Eurotiomycetes, Onygenales, Ajellomycetaceae.
CUGAUGAAGCAGGGACACUGUCACUCACAAUCACAUCUUCAUCUCCCUCAGCCCUGCCACUGCACCUGAUCUUCAGGUCAGCGGCCAACCCCCUGCCUUUCCCAGGCCAGUUCCUGGCUUCAAGCAGUGCAGUUCUCUUCUUUGCUAUUCUAGCUGACAGUUCUUGUGAAGCUUCUGGUGUUACCAGUAUAAUCAGUCUUCAAGGCUCUGCUGCAACUGUGCAUGCUCUGAUAUUCAGCUUCUCUGAAAUCUGUGCAUUUCUGAUGAUCUUUAUAUCAAAUAUUCUUAGUGAAGACUGCAUUAUUCUGACUUAUCAGAAUUCACAGUAUGAAAGUCAUGUCUCAGCUUCUGCAGAUAUCUUAUCUGCUCAGAUGAUUCUCAAGUGA